This is a messenger RNA of Klebsormidium nitens, 1363 nucleotides long. The record is from the annotation of a GenBank genome assembly. NCBI's taxonomy places the organism in Eukaryota, Viridiplantae, Streptophyta, Klebsormidiophyceae, Klebsormidiales, Klebsormidiaceae.
CCGAUCUUCUCGAGGUGCCAAGAGAGCGAGUCUCUCUAAAGCAGAAAGGUGCUAAGGUCCUGAAGCGGGGCCGUCUUAUUCGAAGUGUUGGGGGAAUUGAAACCCCGAAAGAGAGUGCUGAUCAGUAUCAGGAGUCAAUCCCCAUUUGUGUGCUGAGGGCUUGAGCACGCCCCGGCAUCAUCGAUGGCAUCCCGGGAGCUCAACGCUCUCCUGCAGAGCGAGAUGCCGCUCGCUUUUGAGGAGUACAAGGCAGGGCCAAGCCGGGUGGGCCUAGUCAUUGUUGAUGAAGUGAACGGGUUUGCAACUGUGGGGGCAGGAAACCUGGCCCCCCCACAGCAAGACGACCAGGUGGACCGAAUGGUGGAGGAGACUAACAGAUUGGCCAAGGCCUUCACGGAGCGCGGCUGGCCCGUCCUCGCGUUUCUCGACACGCACGAACCAGGAGUACCAGAACCGCCCUACCCGCCUCACUGCGAGCGGGGCACAGGAGAGGAGAACUUUGUGCCGGCUCUAGAAUGGCUGGAAAAUAACAAAGCGUGCGUCAAGGUGCGCAAAGACUGCAUAAACGGCUUCAUUGGUGCAAUAAGGCAAGACGGGUCCAACGCAGUGGUGGAUUGGGUGCGGGAUAACAAGGUGGAGCAUAUGCUGGUCGUGGGCAUCUGUACCGACAUUUGUGUCAUGGACUUCGUCCUCACCGUGCUCUCCGCGCGCAACCACGCGCUCCUCCCCCCCCUCGCCGAAGUGUUCGUCUACUCCCAGGGCUGCUCCACCUACGACCUGCCCAAGCAAGUCGCGGUCGCGCUCGGCAGAAGGGCCAUUGACGCCCACCCGCAGGAAACGACACACUAUCUUGGGCAGUACUUCAUGGCAUCACGUGGUGCCAGGCUGGUUGAUUCAGUGAGCCUGUAGCAGGGAGUUCCAGUUCCAGGCUUGUGUAAGAUUGCGUCAUGAAUCAAUGCAUAACCGUCCGGACAAAGAGGGUAGACUCAACACCUACAAGUUAAGAAAUCUUAGAAAGCUCGUAAAUUUCGCGUACCUCGUAAGGACCGUCAGCAUUACACCGAAAAAAGAGAGAUCAAAAAGUUUUACGCUUUAUUAUACAUAGGGACUGUAUCAAGCUUGCCCAUAUAAACUCCUAAUGACUCAAAUGAGUAACCGUUUGCUUAUUACUGAGGAAGAGCUAGAGAAAGGUCUAGACAUUGAAGCAAACAGUCUUAUUAUUGUAAUGACCGUCUCUUGAAGGAAUAGGGCCCCUAGCGUUCUUAUAUUUAACGAUAACAUGCAGCCGGCGGCCGGGCCGGCAACCUCGGACACACAUUAUACACUCGCGUAAAGGUGUGGCAUAUGCUAGACAAGCUUAGGC